UCGGCGCGUACUAGGCGGCACUAUACAUUGGUUGUCACUUCCUCCCGUGUCACUUCGUUUGCUCUGAAGAGCAAGUUGCGAAUUUGGGCAGUCAUGAAACAUGGAGUAGCCUUUCGAAAAUUCUCGAGGACGUCCUCACAUCGGAACUUAAUGCUACGGAAUCUUGUGACUUCCCUCUUCGAGCAUGAGCAGAUUAGAACAACAUUGGCCAAGGCCAAGGACACCGCCAGGCUGGCAGAGAAGAUCAUCACGCUGGGAAAGAAGAACAACGAGACUUCGUAUCGCCAGGCCCAGGCAUUCAUCUUGAAACCUCCUGUCCUCCCUAAACUUUUUACCACCUUCGCUGAACGUUAUGCAAAUCGGCCAGGGGGCUAUACGCGAAUUCAUAGGCUCGAUAAUCGAUUCGGAGACAAUGCACCCAUUGCUCUCCUUGAGCUGGUCGACAAUCCCCGGGACUUCAAAUUGGAGAUGACUGCACGUGCAGUAGGGCGGGAACUCUUGAAUGAGAAGCUUCGGUGGGACUCACCCCGUGGUGUCGUCAACAGUGGUGUCCAACAUGCAGAGACUGCUGUUGCAAAAGAGCUGAAGUUGGCCGGAUUUGACAGCAGUGAAUUACGGCCAACAACGAGGCGUAAUCUUCAGAAAGUCAUGAAAUAUCGAGGUCGAGAGGCAUUAACAGAAAUAGGUGCCAAGGCUUCAGCUUAUAUUGAAACCAUUUUGGCCAAGCCAGUCGCUGAAGCCAAAAUGCAACUUCGCGCUGACUCCAAGGAGAAGGAGAAAGCUCGGAAAAGAGGGAACCCUAACUUCGUGGGCAGCUUCCCUGUUUUGCCAGCUCGUGCAGGUGUUGCAUCACCGGGAGAGACUCGGCCUGCUAUGCGGCUCGUUCAAGGUGCACUCGGUCGACCUGCUCGUUGGAGGGGUAGGCAUGCACUGGCAUGAUAUCAUGCAUGUUUGAUUACAAUCUUAGGU
Messenger RNA from Suillus subaureus, 969 nucleotides. RefSeq names its product ribosomal protein L17. The record is from RefSeq and is a predicted model, not a curated record. NCBI's taxonomy places the organism in Eukaryota, Fungi, Basidiomycota, Agaricomycetes, Boletales, Suillaceae. The coding region runs from base 94 to 939 and encodes 281 amino acids. Gene Ontology annotation, biological process: translation. Gene Ontology annotation, cellular component: mitochondrial large ribosomal subunit; ribosome. Gene Ontology annotation, molecular function: structural constituent of ribosome. The transcript has 4 exons.